This is a messenger RNA of Sander lucioperca (pikeperch), 4358 nucleotides long. RefSeq lists its product as uncharacterized. Gene Ontology annotation, molecular function: zinc ion binding; DNA binding. NCBI's taxonomy places the organism in Eukaryota, Metazoa, Chordata, Actinopteri, Perciformes, Percidae. The record is from RefSeq and is a predicted model, not a curated record. The transcript is spliced from 6 exons. The coding region runs from base 194 to 853 and encodes 219 amino acids.
AAGGCUGAAUCGAUGCUGAGGAUGACGUCAUGGUCGUUGUUUCGAAUGUCGGGAGGUAGCGCUGGGUAGGAGGCCGCGAGCUCUGCUGGGGACACAAUUUAUACAAAUCUGAAGCCCAAGGUCGUCGACAGCCCCCGGUACCUUGUAUUUCAGGAAUAUCCUCUCCCAUCCCCCUUGCCCCCUCUGUCAGAGCAUGGCUCAGGAGACCAAUCAGACGCAGGUGCCAAUGCUUUGCACUAUGGGAUGUGGUUUCUAUGGUAACCCCCGCACCAACGGCAUGUGCUCGGUCUGCUACAAGGAACACCUGCAGAGACAACAGGGAGGGGGGCGAUCCAGCCCGCCAGGAGAGAAAGCUGCUACAUCACCGGCAGGAUCGGCGGGCUCAGCUGGUGUGACUGUGGAGAGUAGUACAACCUCAGAGCCCAGUACAGAGGUGGCAGGAACCCCACCUGAGGAACAAACGAGCAGUCCCAGCUCUCCCAGCCCAGUAACUCAACAGAUGACCGCUAUGAGCAUCUCCCAGGAUUCGGGAGCUGUAGACUCUGAUCGAGCGGAGGCUGAGGAGGGAGAAGAGGAGGGUACUAGCAGCAGCUCAGAGCCAGUAGGGGAAGCAGCACAGGCUUUGUCUGAUAAUGACCAAACUCCAGAUAAAAACAAGAAAAAGAACCGCUGCUUUUCUUGCCGGAAGAAAGUAGGCCUCACUGGUUUUGACUGUCGCUGCGGGAACCUGUUCUGUGCCAUUCACCGUUAUUCUGACAAACACGACUGUCCCUAUGAUUACCGGAGUGCAGCUGCUGCCCGCAUACGCAAGGAGAACCCCAUCGUGGUGGCUGAGAAAAUUCAGAAGUUAUGAGGACUGAGUGCAAAAAAAAAAAAAAGUCUCUGACUUUGUGAAUUUGAACAAUGGCAACUUGGAUGAAAACACCUGAUAUCAUGGCUUCAUUUGUUCAUGGUAGACUAAGACAGGCGGGGUGGGGUGGUGAGGUUGCAGCCACUGUCCAGACGCUUCCCUUACUAGCAUCUCCCUCUCUCUCCACUAGUGAGUGAGUGAGUGUGUGUGUGUGUGUGUGAGUGAGUGAGUGUGUGUGUGUGUGUGUGUGUGUGUGGGGGGGGUCAGGGAGAGAGCCAUAGGGGCCUGGUUGACAUUAGUGUGGCUGUGGGAAGGGAAGACCUUUGAUUUUACCCCUUUUUGUUUGGGGGAUCGUGUUUUUUUUGUUUUUUUUAUACAAUCCCUGUAAGGCUGUUGAAAUGAGACGGGUAAGCUGUUGAGGAAUGUGUCGCAGCCUGGUUAAUGACACAGAGGUCAAUUUAAGAAGGUCUAACAAGUUUAAAAAAAAAAAAAAAAAAACCUAACUGGGAGAUUUCAUGUAUCUGCAAGACCUUUUAAGGGCUUUUAGAAUAUACAUUUUUUUUCCUCCCCGACUGAAAAUGAUGUCAACUUCUUGUCAAAUUGGCAGAUUUUUUUUUCUCCUUCCCACCUCCUCUUACCUUUUCUCUAUUGGUCACCAUAUGUUGAACUCCCAAGUCUCAGCAUUUUCCAGAAACGUUUCUCUUUGAUAUAUUGACUUAUCAUACUGAUAUUGGGUGCAUGAACAGUUAUUGGACGGGAAAGGUAGGGGAGGGCAAGGGUAGGGGGAACUGAGAACCUUGACUUAACCGAGUGAUUGAAUUCUGUUUUUUUUUUUUUUUUCGUUUUUUUUCUGUUUUAAUGAGCGUAUGACAUCAGAAGAUCUAUAUUAAUAUAUUGUAGUUAGCUUGAAUUGUGUGAUUGCAUUCUAUUUAUUUUUUAUCGUUUGGUUGGUCUGUGCUGGAGGAUUGGCAGCAUGUGUCAGCAAAUCAUUAAGGUUUGCACUUAACCUUUUCAAUUAUAUUUAGGUAAUUCCAUCUUGAUUAUAUAACCAUUGAAUAAAAGAUACACAAGCUCUGACAUGAUAAGAGUAGAGUCCAGUUAAGCCGCCGUUACAGUUACAAUCGUGCAGUAAAAUGUCCAUAGUUUUGGAUUUUGGAAACAAAGCACAACAAAGUGUGUCAACUGCAGAGCACAAAAUAAUGUGCCACACCUACUCAGUUUUGUUCAGCAUCUGGGUCAUUUGCAGUUUAUAUUUGAUCUGUAUAGCAGGCUCGCUGAACAAAUUGCCUGAUUGAUGAGACGUUCUGUUUUCCCUUUUCUGUUCUAUGGAGUCAGAGUGAAGCUCCCUGUUUCUCUAACCACCAGCAGACCACUGACACAUGCUGAAUGAAAACUGACCUGGGUCGCAGUGACUCUACACAUUGACACACCUUCUGCUCUGCUAAAGUAAGGGUUGUCGCAGUGCUACGGAGUUGCGUGCUGUGCUUUUUACAAUGUGCUCAGAUUCAGACGAGUCCUUGCUACGAAGAUCGCCUCUAGCUAGCUUCUUCUAGGAAGAUCAAUCUUACCUGCAUGUGUGCAGUCCAACAAAUGAGUUACUGUUUGGUAACCGUUUGAAAUGAAGCUAGAAUGUUCAAAAAAGCCACACAGCAGUAGCACAAUGCAUGGCUAGAACCCUAAGGUUCAAGUUAACAGGACUCUACUUUAAAAAAAUGUUCUUCCAAAUGUAAAUACCAUAUGGCUCCUAUUCAUAUAGUAUAAUCUUAAUGUAGAUUUUUGCCAAGUAAUAAAGGUGGGGGACUAAGGCGAAGAAUAGUACUAUGUGUAUAAAAGUGCUUUUCAUAAUUAUCCCAAAAAAUGAAUGUGCCACAAAUGGCACUUUUUUUUUUUUGUUGUUGUUUUUUUUCCCCCCAUCUUUUUAUUUACAAGUUAUUAACCACAUCAUCUGCCCAUGUAAUGUCCAAAGUAUGUUUAGUAGUUGGCUCUACCAUGAGUAUCUCCUACAGGCCAUGUGGCUUCUAUUCUACGAUACUAGUCCGAUUGUUAACAAGCCCCUUAAGCUUUAUUUACCUUGUGGAAUUACACAGUAUCCCAGUCCAUGCUUUUAUCCCGUUACUGAAGUCUAUUCAUAGCUUAGCGAAAGUUAAAAAGGCCUCUUGUGAGGAGCAGAGGGGCAUUUGAGGUUUCAUCUUUUGAUUAUCAAAAGCUUUCCUUGUAAAUGUUGCUUGAUCUUGAUCAUAUAAUAUUUAUGAAAGAGCUGUAGAAAAGUUGCAAGGAAUUCGUGGAGUGUGUAUUUUUAAAAUAAGCCAAUGCAGAAUGUAUUGGACAUGAAUGACUUUUUCCUUCUGUAUACACAGAAUAUCACGUUGGACCUGGUUGUGUUUAGUUCUGGCUCCUUUUAUUGGAAAAUUGGCCUUCAUCAUAAUUCCUGUUAAAAUCCUAGUGUGGGUGAUGGACAUGUAAAUAGCUUUGUGACUAGGCGUGCCAACACCGAGAGUAUUUACCCAGGAUAAGUUGGGCAUCUCAAGCCCCUGACUGUGAUUUAAUUACCACUGGUGGAAACUUGAAAUUCAGAAGGAGUUUUUAAAUAUUGUCGUAUUCAGGUGGUUGGAGCAGCUCUGCAAGUUCGAUGUUCCCUAAGGUGUAUCUUAUAUAUUCAGAGUAUUCAAGCUUGCCUGCUGGGUUGACCAUUACAAAAUAUUGUCACCUACAAAAUGCUUUGUUUUCCUUUACAGAUUGAAAGUCCUUUCAGAGUAAAAGUCCUUAACUGGGGAUGAUUGUUCAGGUGUGUAAACCGUGAACUCACGAUCUACACACAUUUGUUUUCUAUUGACUGCUCAUAUCAAACCCCCACCCCCUAUUUUCAUAAUAAACAUGGGCAGUUUGAAUGUAAACCACCAUAAUUCACAUAAUCAGCUGCAAUGUCAUUUAUCAAACUACUUGGCUCUGAUAUUGACUAUGUUUUUGGGUGAAAGCCCAUUUCCCUUCCAUGUAGUUAGUAGGGACAUUUGGAUCACAUAUUGUUUUGACUGUUUGUGAUGAAGAACUUGGCACCAGCAAUUAGGGCAACCAAACCGAAAUAAUCUAGAUAUAAUCAGUACAUAUACGUUUUUCUUCCUUCUGUUGUGUUGCUUCUGUAGAGUUUUGAUGUCUUCAAUCCCAUAUUCAGCACAACCUUUCAUAAUCAAUGUCUUCAUCAUGCGAGGGUUUUGAGUGAUGAUAAUGAUGAACCUGUCCAUUGUGAUGAGUCUGGUUGAAAUUGAGUUUUACUGCAGAAGUAAAGACAAAUGACGAUGACUUGAUUCAUUCUGUCUUUUCAAGAUGAGCUUGAGGGACAGCAAAUGAAAUCUACAAUGUUCACAGAGCUGUAGUUCUUGUUCCUUGGCACUCCAGUCCCCCAGAAACACCACCAGAUAUCUUUUUUUAUUUUGUUUUUCUUUAAAGAUUUAGGAUUGUAUGAUGUGUAAGAGUAAGUAUAAAACAAUAAAUUCACAAAGUUUAUUUUAAA